Stylonychia lemnae is the source of this 1860-nucleotide messenger RNA. Lineage: Eukaryota; Ciliophora; Spirotrichea; Sporadotrichida; Oxytrichidae. The record is from the annotation of a GenBank genome assembly.
AUGCAGAAUUUGCUCUCUCAAAAUCAAGGCAAGAUUAUGCAUACAAAGACAUUCAUAUAAAAGCAUAAUGAUGGAAAGACAACUGCGUAAAUCAGAUGCUACUUCUCUUACAAUAAGCAAAAUAUCAAGACUAAAGAGGAAUGGAUCCAAUUUGUAUAUGGAAUACUUGGAGAGUACCUUGAAAAUACUCCAUCUUUUGUUGAAAUGAUGCCAAUUUUCAUCACUUCCUAGCAAUCAAAUCUCAGUUACUCCUAAACACAACAAACUCAACUCUAAAACUUGAUUCAAAGUUCAACUUCUGCUCCCAAUUUGCAUUUAGCUACAAAUCUAAUACAUCAACCUUUAUUUCAUAACAUUCAAAAUGACACAUUCGCUGAGCAAAAGCACUAAAACGAGCUAGUGCUGGACAGUUCUAAUUCAGUAUUUACCCUUUCUCAAGACUAAUCAUAAAUUCAGUAAUUUCAAAUAUUUACAGGAAAUAAUAAGCAGCAAGGCAAUCAGAUUAUGGUCAAUAACUUCAACAUGGGAAAUUCAAACAAUAGUAAUCAUAAGAAUUUUAAGUUGAUUUCUAGCUUGAUAAAGUAGCAGCUAUAAUGUUAUACUAAUCAGGUUAUAAAUACUUCUCAAAGCAAAGAUACUAGCUACUCUAUUCUUUAAAUUACUAAUAAAGAUAUCUCAAAGGAUUUUUUAAAGUAAAGCUCAUUUUUAAGUCAGCUUCAAGAGCUGAACUCAUCCUAAGAAGAUGGUGAAGAAACUUUGAAUUAAAAGCAGCUUUAGUUGUCAUAUCUUGAUAAUAUUGGAGCUAGUCUGGUUUCAAUUGAGUAAGAUUAGUAACAUGAUGAGGAUAAUUUCAAUACUCUUCCUGAUUAUAAUAACAUAGAGAUAACAUAGAAGCUUCUUAAUGGGAGAAUCAUUACAAACUAAUCACAAUCUUAUAUUGAUUUUGAUCCUGAGAGUGCCCCAAAGUAAAGCUAGAUAGAACUUUUAAUUCAAGAAAAUAAUCAGCUAAAAAAUGAAAAUUAAAAACUUAGAAAAUAGAUUUAGCAACAGAAAUGUGGAUUUUAAUAAUCUGACAAACUUGAUAUUUCAUUAUUAAUUGGAGAAAAAAUAAAAAUAAGGUAAGAGUAGUAAGUAAGAAUUGAAGAGUAAAUGAUAAGCCUUCAUGAAAAAUUAGAAGAGCAGAAAGAGUAUCUUCAAUCUUCUAUCUUUGAUACAUCAUAGAUCAGUAUGCUAUCAGAGGACUUAAUAUAAAAUAAUGAUGAAGAGAAAUUAGAGGAACUAAAAAAAUUAUAGUCUUAAAUCAACGAAUAGUAAAUGACUAUUGAAUAAUUAUAAAAGUAAAUUGAAGAUGAAAAGUUGAGUAAAGAUAACAAUAUAGUUAACUAACUGCUAAUACUUUUGGAUAAAAAAGAUUCAAUAGAUUUGACAGAUAAAAGAACAAAUCUUAUCUUGACAGUAAAUAGAGUAAAUAAAUAAGUAGGUGUGCUUAAAUAUUAAGAUAAAAAAAGGAAUAAGCUUAGAUUGUUAUGUGAUAGAAAAAAUGACGAAAAUUCAAACAUAAUAAACCUCCCUCAUAUCAAGGAAAGAUCUUAAUCUGAUGUUGAAUAAUUAUUAAAGAAGUAAUCCAAUAUUCAACUCUUAUCUUAAAAAGCUAGCCCUGAUUUGAGGAGGACUAGAACUUUGGUAAGCUUAGACUUAAUUGACACAGUGAGUACUAAUAUUUUCGAUGAUUACGAUACUGGCUCUAAUUAAAUACAAGAUCAAAUCCAUCUAGUACCAAUUCAAGAGGAAGACCAACUUAUAGAGCGCAUUAAUUUUAGCACUAAUGCAUCAACAGAAGGAAUCAGAACAGCUAGAUGA